ACUGAGAGCAGGCCCAAAGACCCGAACAGAAAACAAUAGAAGAGAGUAGAAAAUGAGUUGUGCAGCGUAGCAGCAAGCAGCUCACAUCCAGGAGACACUCAGGGGCAAUCAAACAGAACAGAAUCUUCUUAUCAUUUCUUCUUCAUCCAGCUGGGUCAUCUCCCAUCAUGCCUCAGGUGUCGUUUGCCCAUCCCUCACUCUGUCUUAACUUCCUCCCUCUGCUGCACCGCCUCCUCCCAUCCAACCCCCCCACCGUCCGAGACGUGGAUGUUCCGCCUCUGUUUCGGGAGCGCUUCAUCCUGACGGGGUACCGUCCCACGGGCAUGUCGUGGCGGUGUUACGCCCUCAGCCUGUUCCAGAUCCACAAUGAGACGCUGAAUGUGUGGAGCCACCUGCUGGCUGCCGCCUUUGUGGUGCUCAGGUUCAUGGUGUUCGCCAUCAUGCGAGGAGGGGGAAUCCUGGGUUUCCGACUGCAGGGUCCUGAAGGUGAAGGUUUUUCUGUGGACGCCUCCUCUCUACCUCUGGUCCUCUAUGUUCUUUCUGCCGUCACAUACCUCAGCUGCAGUGCUGCAGCUCACCUGCUGCAGUCCCACUCAGAGCAGGCGCAUUACUCACUAUUCUUCCUGGACUAUGUGGGCGUGGCCGUCUAUCAGUAUGGCUGUGCUCUGGCUCUCUGCCUGUACAGCUCCAACACUGCCUGGAGACAAAGCAUGCUGGGACAGGUCUUCCUCCCAGCAGCUGCCCUCCUUGCGUGGCUCUCGUGCACCGCCUGCUGCUAUGCAAAACUUCGUUUCCGCCGUCCAUACCCCCUUCACAGGAAGCUGUGCCAGCUGAUCCCAAUGGGUGUGGCCUACCUACUGGACAUCAGCCCUGUUGCCCAUCGUCUUGCCACCCACAACUGGACAGGCAGCCCUGCACUACCAUUACACUUCUUGCAGGUGGUGCUGUUUAUGCUGUCCGCCUUCUUCUUCUCUUGCCCCGUUCCUGAGCGCUUCUCCCCCGGCCGCUUUGACAUCGUCGGUCACGGCCACCAGCUCUUCCACAUCUUGUUGUCACUCUGCACACUGGCCCAGCAGGAGGCGCUGUUCCACGACUUCCUAUGGCGGCAGCCGGCGAUGGUCAGAGAGUUUGGAGAGGAGCGUCUCCUGCUGGCUUGUGCCUCCUUUCCCUGCCUGACGUUGUGUUGCGCCUUGACAGCCCUCGCCAUGAGGAGGCAGGCUCAGGCACAGCUGAUGAAAGAGCAACGAUAGAAGAGGAAAAAGAAGAAGAAGAGACUUCCUGUACACAAACUGAGGGACUGACUCUGCAGUGGAAGGAUUUCUUUACUUUUGUUGGUUUGGUUUGUUUGUUAGCAUCAGAUCAUAGUGAUGCCGACCAUCAUAUUCCUGCACCCAACUUGAGGAUUUUCUGGUUUCUCUUUUUUACAUUUUACUAAACAACGACUAAAAUCAAGUGACCAUUUAACAUUAAAAUGGGACCAGUUUUUAAUUUCUGUUUGCAUAUUCAAUAACACAAUAUCGUCUAUAGUUUGUAUGUUUAUCUGUUAGCUGAACACUGUUGCCUCACUGAGCUCCAGGUUGGUGCUACCAUAGAUUUCUUAAAGUGACUGCAUUGAUUGAAAAUGAAUCUAAAACCUAUACUUAAUAAGAUAAGAUAACCUUUAUUAGUCCCACACGUAGGAAGUUUGUUUUGUUACAGCAGAAAGUGGACAGUGCAAAGUUAUAUAGCAAAAAUUAGAAAACGCUGGAAUAGAAUAAGAAUAAGAUACUAUAUACAAUAGAAUAAAAUAAUAAGAUACUAAGAUAACCGUUCACUGUUCUUCCUUUAACAACAGUCUGUAAGCAUUUGGGAACCAAGGGUUUGCAUUUCUGUAGUUUAGUUGUAGUUUUUGCCAAAGGAUUCCCAUUCUUGCUUGUUUUAGGACUUGAGCCACAUGUUUUUAGUGGUUGAUGGUCUGGAGUACUUUCAGUUUAGCAGGCAGAUUUUUGUUUUCCUGCGGAGCCGUGCAGUUUGUGUCGGCGUACAGGACGGUUUCUGUAGUACCUCUAAAAUUUACAGCCUGUCGAUUUGUAUGAACAAUCAUUGUCUGGAGUGUAAUCAGAUUCCUGCCCCCAUACUGCUUCGGUCUGCAUCUGGGUGUCCAGACAUGUUCAUCACGCUCAAAUUUACGUUUUCUGAUUAAGGGCAAGGAACAAUGUUGAUUUCUAUUGCAAUAUAUCUGUUAUUAAAAACCAACUUACCAACA
This is a messenger RNA of Pelmatolapia mariae (spotted tilapia), 2245 nucleotides long. RefSeq names its product membrane progestin receptor beta-like. The record is from RefSeq and is a predicted model, not a curated record. Gene Ontology annotation, biological process: response to steroid hormone. Gene Ontology annotation, cellular component: plasma membrane. The transcript is spliced from 6 exons. The coding region runs from base 168 to 1250 and encodes 360 amino acids. Lineage: Eukaryota; Metazoa; Chordata; Actinopteri; Cichliformes; Cichlidae. Gene Ontology annotation, molecular function: nuclear steroid receptor activity; steroid binding.